AUGGUCGCCUUCGACAAGUGUGAAACCCGGCCGGCUCAUAUCGAUGCCAUCCUCAAUGGCCUCGAUCGGUACAACCCCGAGACCACCACCGUCUUCCAGGACUACGUCGCCCAGCAGUGCGAGGACCGGUCAUUCGAUCUCUAUGCCAACCUGGCUCUGCUGAAGCUUUACCAGUUCAACCCUCACCUCCUCCAGCCCGACACCGUCACCAACGUCCUGGUCAAGGCCCUGACUGUGUUCCCUUCCCCCGCCUUCUCGCUCUGCCUCGCUCUGCUUCCCGCCCACACUCAGCCCUUCCCUACCACCUCCGAGGCCCAGGCUGCCUCGCAGACCUCCGACUUUGUCGAGUCCGUCCAGAAGCUCUCCCGCCUUUCUACCCUCCUCGAGUCCGCUCAGUACACCCAGUUCUGGUCCACCCUGAACUCGGAUGACCUGUACGCUGAUCUGACCGCCGAUAUCGCCGGUUUCGAGGAGCUCAUCCGCAUCCGCAUUGCCGUCGAGGUUGGCAAGGCCUUCCGCUCCAUCACCGCCGAGUCCCUCGAGCAGUGGCUCGACCUGCGCAGCCGCGACGCCCUAGCCAAGUUUGUUGCCGACGUCUGCAGCUGGAAGGUCGAGGGCGAUGUCGUCCGCGUCCCUACCAACAAGGAGAACGAGGCCCGCAGCGAGGUGAAGAGCGAGCGUGUCGGUGUCGACAUGUUCGGCCGCGUUAUCCGCCGUGGCUUCGAGCAGCCCGCAUGA
Penicillium cataractarum is the source of this 738-nucleotide messenger RNA. Its product is annotated as CSN8/PSMD8/EIF3K family protein. Gene Ontology annotation, biological process: regulation of translational initiation. Gene Ontology annotation, molecular function: translation initiation factor activity; ribosome binding. The transcript is spliced from 2 exons. Bases 1 to 738 code for a protein of 245 amino acids. The record is from RefSeq and is a predicted model, not a curated record. NCBI's taxonomy places the organism in Eukaryota, Fungi, Ascomycota, Eurotiomycetes, Eurotiales, Aspergillaceae. Gene Ontology annotation, cellular component: cytoplasm; eukaryotic translation initiation factor 3 complex.